Molecule: messenger RNA, 4044 nt
Organism: Acipenser ruthenus (sterlet)
Lineage: Eukaryota; Metazoa; Chordata; Actinopteri; Acipenseriformes; Acipenseridae
Gene: wdr1
Product: WD repeat domain 1
Exons: 15
Coding region: 194-2017 (607 amino acids)
Biological process (GO): actin filament depolymerization; sarcomere organization; locomotion
Cellular component (GO): cortical actin cytoskeleton
Molecular function (GO): actin filament binding
Source: RefSeq, a predicted model, not a curated record
AGAGCGAAACCUGCUCGAAUCUGAGGGAGUUUACUAUAUAUGGUCAAAGCUGAGCAAAGGAGAACAGCGCAGGCUUCCGGGUUUAUGAGAUUAGCAAAAAUCAGAUCUGCCGGUAGCAAGGAGCGAAGUAAACAGGGUUUGUUAUUUAUUCUUACAGAGUGAUUCAAGGCGCAGUCAGAAGAGGUCUGCAAGUAUGCCGUACGAACUUAAGAAAGUGUUUGCCAGCCUGCCACAGGUAGAACGUGGAGUUGCAAAAGUCCUUGGAGGUGAUCCGAAGGGAAACCACUUCCUUUACACCAACGGGAAGUGUGUCAUCAUCAGAAACAUUGAAAAUCCAGCAAUUGCAGAUAUCUACACUGAGCAUGCUCAUCAGGUUUCUGUUGCUAAGUAUGCUCCCAGUGGAUUCUACAUUGCAUCUGGAGAUGUCUCUGGGAAGCUGAGAAUCUGGGACACCACUCAAAAGGAACACCUCCUUAAGUAUGAGUACCAGCCCUUUGCAGGAAAAAUUAAGGACAUUUCAUGGACAGAAGAUAGCAAGAGAAUAGCAGCAGUUGGAGAAGGGCGGGAGAAGUUUGGAGCAGUGUUCCUGUGGGACACGGGCUCGUCGGUUGGCGAGAUCACUGGUCACAGCAAGGUCAUUAACAGUGUGGAUGUAAAACAGACACGCCCCUACCGCAUUGUAACCGGCAGCGAUGAUAACUGUGGAGCAUUCUUUGAGGGACCUCCAUUUAAGUUUAAGUUUACAAUGAUGGACCACAGCCGGUUUGUGAACUGUGUGAGAUUUUCCCCUGAUGGGAACAGAUUUGCUUCAGCUGGCGCUGAUGGCCAGAUCUUUAUCUAUGAUGGAAAAAAUGGAGAGAAGAUCUCUGCUCUUGGUGGUGAAAAGGCCCAUGAUGGAGGUAUAUAUGCUGUUAGUUGGAGUCCUGACAGCACUCGGCUACUUUCUGCUUCUGGAGACAAGACGGCUAAGAUCUGGGACGUUGCUAAUAACUCUGUAGUGACCACGUUCAAUAUGGGAUCAGAUGUUUUGGAUCAGCAAUUGGGCUGCCUGUGGCAGAAGGACCACUUGCUGACCGUUUCUCUGUCUGGUUACAUCAACUACCUUGACAAAAACAAUCCAAACAGGCCUUUGCGCACCAUCAAGGGCCACAGCAAAUCCAUCCAGUGUCUGACCGUGCAUAAAAAUGAUGGACGAUCAUACAUCUACUCUGGAAGUCAUGACGGUCAUAUCAAUUACUGGGAUGCUGAAACCGGAGAGAAUGGUGCCUUUAGUGGAAAGGGCCACAGCAACCUGGUGUCCAGGAUGGCUGUAGAUGAAUCAAACCAGCUGGUCAGUUGCGGUAUGGAUGAUACAGUUCGUUUCACCAGUGUGACUAAGAAAGAAUACAGUGCUUCAGACCUUGUUAAAAUGGAUGUCCAGCCCAAGUGUAUCGCAGUGGGGCCAGGAGGUUAUGCAGUGGCUGUUUGCAUUGGGCAGCUUGUGCUGCUAAAGGAUAAGAAGAAAGGCUUUGGAAUGGAUAACCUUGGUUAUGAGCCAGAAGCUGCAGCUGUUCACCCAGGAGGUGUGACUGUAGCAGUGGGAGGAUCGGAUGGCAAAGUCCACUUGUAUUCCAUUCAAGGAAACACCCUGAAGGAUGAUGGAAAGACCCUGGAGGUUAAGGGGCCUGUGACUGACCUUGCCUAUUCCCACGACGGUGCCUACCUUGCUGUCUGUGAUGCAAACAAAGCUGUUACUGUCUUCACUGUGGCUGAUGGAUAUGCAGAGAAAGGUGUCUUCUACGGCCACCAUGCUAAAGUGGUCUGCAUUGCUUGGUCUCCAGAUAAUGAGCAUUUUGCCACUGGAGGCAUGGACAUGAUGGUCUCUGUCUGGACUGUAAGCAAUUCAGACACAAGAAUCAAAAUGCCAGAUGCCCACAGGAUGCACCACGUCAGCAGCGUGGCCUGGUUAGAUGAGCACACUCUUAUCACAACAUCCCACGACUCCUCUGUCAAGCAGUGGACUGUCACAUACAAAUAAGCAAGCGACACCAGAUCUUCAGGGACAAGAACUACUGCUGCAGAAGGAAUUGCUUUCACGAUUCCUUUAUUGGGUGCCGAGUUCCAUAUCAUAUCCCUGAAUCAUUACAGAGAAGUCAUAUCUAAAUAUGGUGUAUCUUGAAAGCUUUAGUCAGUAAAUAUUUGCACGAAAAAGCACUUGGCAUAUUCUCUGGUGCUUCUAACCCUUCUAUGCUCAACAUUCCAGGGCAAUAGCCUUAUCUCAGUUCAUUUUUACAGACUCAGAUCAGUCUUUUCCUGUCUUUUCUAGCAGAGAUGUUUGUAACAUUGUAUGGAACAGGAUUAACAUUUGCCUCAUUGUGUGACUACAGAAUAUUUUUAUGUACCAUUCACAUAUUAAAAAUGAAAGUAUAUGAUCAAAUACUGUGUGUACAGCAGAGUGCAGCUACUGUAUAUUGUUCUUUAUUACUUUGCUCAUCUGUAUUUCACAUAUUUUGUUGCCAAUUUUUUUUUUUUCUUCAGGUGGCAAUGGUACAUAAUAAAAGUUUGUACACGUUUAACACUGUUCUUGUCCAUUUUGAACAGUGGAUUUAUACCCUCUUUUUGUUAGACUAUUUUUUUUAGAAUACCUUUCACAUCCAAUACUCCCAAAUAUGUAAUUUUGGUAUUCAGUUCUCUUAGUUAAUUCUCAAUCCCUCCUUGUUGCAGGACAGUAAAUACUGUAUUAGAAAGUGCAUUAAACUGCAUGUGUACAAAAUAGCAGCAUGAGCCACAUUUUUAUUGAAAAGGUAAAUUGUUACCUAAUGCAGAAGUGUGCUGAUUCAAUGUUUCUCUGUGGGCUUUAGCUGCUGUCUGUGCAGUACACUUGUCAAUGAUUUGUAUGACAUUUCUUGCCAGUGCAUUCAACCCCCCCCAUAUAAAUAAUUCUGUGGUCUUCAGCUGUGGUUCAGUACACACUUGGGAAAACAUCCACAACACCAUAAGCGAUUUUUCGUAUAGAAAAUAAAGGACACACGUGUGCAAUGCAAGACUGCUUUGCAGUACAUCUGCUUUUUAUUCAACAUUUCAAAUUAUUGGCACAUGCAGGUGACUCCUAAAAUGAUAUAAUUGUGCUUUAUAGUUUGUUUUUUUUAUUAGCCAAUUUGUUGUGUGUGUGUGUGUGUGUGUAUAUAUAUAUAUAUAUAUAUAUAUAUAUAGAUAUAUCUAUAUAUAUAUCUAUAUAUAUAUAUCUAUAUAUAAAUAAUAAAAUAUAGGGGGUUUAAAUCUUGGCAUUUUCUUUUAAUCGGUUAAUCUGAAUGAUUAAUCACACCCGUUUACGCUGUGCAAUUGUAGUGAAAGACAACUAAAAGUAACACUUGGUAUUAAUGCUAUUUUUUGCAAGCAUUUAUUAAUGGCACCUAAUGUUUUACAGGCAACUUUAAUUUAACAAUAAAUGAAAACGUUUACUUGCUUGUAAUCUGAAGUUAGCCAAAGCAAGUCUUUUAAUAUAAUACCCAAAUGCGGUGCCAUGCAUUACUGUAAAUUAGCAGCGGUACUACAAUAUGUUGGGACUUUUUUCGUCUAAACUUUAAACUAACAGGUCAUUUAUUGAAUUGAGUGCUAUUUUAUUUUAGUUUCAUUUAGUUAGCUGAAUAUACCAUAAUUAAGACUUAGACUUAGGCUAUAGCUGUAAAUCUACCACCAUGGUACAGAUUUAAACUAAAAGAAUACAUUGUUUAAAAAAAAAAAUCAACUUCCUUGCGACUCGGAUAACAUAAACUCGUAGUACUGCUGUGAAAGGAAAGCCCCGAAGAGCAAAUCUUGCAAGUUGCUAUGCCGUCGUUUUCUCGUUCUUCAUUCCACUUUGAAAUGAGAAAGUAAGGACAUGGAGGAUUUAAAAGCCCAUUUUAUUGUUCACAGCAAAACCCUGUACAUGAAAGAUUGUACUAUUAUUAUUACAGUAUUGUUAUUACAGUAUACCUGUGACUAGUCUUUAAAUGAUGUUAAUGCAAUUAAGAAUAGUAAUUGUAUUUUGUCCAGCUUAUUUUUUUAUUAAAAUGUUGCACCCUC